AUGAAACAAAUAAGCUUAAAAACUUACAAGUACAAUAACGAUUUUGUAGAAAAAAAUAUAGAAUAUGCAAUUCAAAUAAAUCGAUGGCUUUUAAUUCCUCUCGGUAUUUGGCCACUGUCAUCAAAAUCAAAUUUACUUGAAAAAGUAAUAAACUAUUUAAUUAUAAUUAUAUGCUCACUAUUAUUAAUAUUUAUAAUUGUACCCGGUAGUCUUUUUACUUAUGUAAAAAUAAAAAACCCUGCAAUAAGAAUAAAACUAACAGGAGCGUUGAGUUUUUGUGUGAUGGCAAUAAUAAAAUAUUACUCACUGGUAUCCGGGCGUAAAAACAUUGCAGAUUGCAUCGAACACUUGGUUUCAGAUUGGCUACGAAUAAAUCCAUUAAAUAACCGUGAAAUAAUGUUAAAAUAUGCUCAAUUGGGACGUUAUGGUUCAAUAAUUUGUGCGCUCUUUAUGUAUGGUGGUGGUUUAUUUUAUGCAGGUAUACUUCCACAUGUAUCAGCAAGUGUUAAAAAUGAAAACAAUGUAACGAUUCGGCCCAUUGCUUAUCCAAGUUACUAUAUUAUUUUUGAUCCACAAGAAAGUCCAGCUUAUGAAGUUGUUUAUUCUUUACAUUGCUGCUGUGCAUUUGUAAUGCAUUCAGUUACAAGUGCAGCCUGUAGCCUUGCGGUAGUUUUUGUGAUGCACGCAUGUGGACAAUUAGAUAUUCUCAUUGCCUGGUUAAACGAACUUGUAGAUGAAAAUGAAGAUCGUAACGAAGUCAGUAAGAGAUUUUCCGAUAUAAUCGAGCAACACACAAGAACUCUCAGAUUCAUUGCAAGCACUGAAAAUGUGUUAUGUGAAAUUUGUCUUGUUGAGGUUAUAGGGUGCACUUUAAACAUUUGUUUUUUAGGAUAUUACCUGAUGUUGGAAUGGCAGCAAAGUGAUGCUAUUGGAAUAAUGACUUACACAAUACUUUUGAUAUCCUUUAUAUUUAAUAUUUUUCUUUUCUGUUACAUUGGUGAACUUCUAAAAGCCAAAUGCAGCGAAGUCGGCGAGAGGACUUUUAUGAUCGAUUGGUAUCGUUUACCUGAAAAAAAAGCACUUGGAUUAACUUUGACAAUUGCCACAGCACAAAAUCCUAUUACAAUAACAGCUGGAAAAGUGUUCAAUCUUUCUUUAAAUGGUUUUUGUACUGAGUUCGAAAGAGCAGAAACAAUAGCCACUGUGACAUAUUGUGUUCUUCUUGUAUCAUUUACAUUUAACAUUUUCAUUCUUUGUUAUAUUGGUGAAAUGCUGACCCAACAAGGAGUCAAAGUUGGGUUAACAGCCUACACGAUUAACUGGUAUGAAUUAUCAGGGAAGAAAGCAAGAGAUUUAAUUCUACUUUUAGCAAUGUCUAACUAUCCCAAUAGUAUAACGGCUGGAAAAAUGGCAGAGUUAUCAUAUAACAGUUUUUGUGGUGUUUUAAGAAGUGCUGCAGCAUAUUUGAAUCUUCUUCGAACUGUUGUCUUAUAAUUAAUUUCGUAAUAAAAUUUUUGCUAAAAAUAA
Molecule: messenger RNA, 1527 nt
Organism: Microplitis demolitor
Lineage: Eukaryota; Metazoa; Arthropoda; Insecta; Hymenoptera; Braconidae
Product: odorant receptor 4
Exons: 7
Coding region: 1-1494 (497 amino acids)
Biological process (GO): sensory perception of smell; detection of chemical stimulus involved in sensory perception of smell
Cellular component (GO): plasma membrane
Molecular function (GO): olfactory receptor activity; odorant binding
Source: RefSeq, a predicted model, not a curated record